AUGGAUGAUCGUUACACCUCUAAAUUGUCUCCUGCUGUUGAUUAUGGUGCGGGGACAUUCUUGUUGUUGGUUGCUAUCCUCUCUAUCCUGGGUAAUGCGGCUGUUCUGGUAACAGCCGCCCAGCGUCACAGUGUCCUCAAAGCCCCUGAGCUCCUCACGGUCAGUCUGGCCGUGACAGACAUUGGCAUGGCUAUCAGCAUGUACCCACUGUCAAUCGCCUCCGCCUUCAACCACGCUUGGAUCGGAGGCAAUCCUUCCUGCCUGUAUUAUGGCCUGAUGGGUAUGAUUUUCAGCGUGGCCAGCAUCAUGACUCUGGCCGUCUUGGGGUUGGUGAGGUAUCUGGUUACAGGUAACCCUCCACAAUCAGGCAAGAAGUUUCGAAGAAGAACUAUAAGUAUAUUGAUUGCUGUCAUCUGGCUGUACUCAUUGCUCUGGGCUGUGUUUCCUCUGCUGGGCUGGGGAGGAUAUGGGCCAGAACCCUAUGGUUUGGCCUGUUCUGUGGACUGGGCCGAGUACCAAAACUCCUUUAAUGGCUCUUCCUUCAUCAUGGCUUUGGCCAUCCUGUGCACCUUGAUCCCAUGUGGGGUCAUCCUGUUCACCUACUCUGGCAUCGCCUGGAAGCUUCACAAGGCCUAUCAGUCAAUCCAGAGCAAUGAUAACCUGCCCAGCUCAGGCAGCAUUGAGAGAAAGGUCACACUGAUGGCCAUUCUGAUCAGCGCUGGCUUUAUCAUCUCCUGGGCGCCCUAUGUGGCCAUCAGCCUUUGGACCAUGUUUCACUCCGAGGGCAAUUACAGAGUAUCGCCCAUUGUCAGUUUGCUACCCUGCCUCUUUGCAAAGUGCUCAACGGUGUACAACCCUUUUGUUUACUAUGUUUUUCGCAAGUCUUUCCGGAGGGAGCUGCGACAGAUCCGACUGUGUUGUUGCCACCACUGCUGGGAUGCUACAGACAGACUGACCCUCUCAAGAGGAGGACAACAUUCAGAAGAACCUAGCAGGGUACAAAAGCAAGAGAGAGCCAAGGAGUGAGAGCACAAAAUGGUAGAGGGCAGACGAUUCACCCCUGAAAAAAGACUGAGUGAUGAGGAGAUGGUCUCCGGUGAAUAAAUAUGAGGAAACAGGCGGCAGCUUGCAUGAUCGUUGCAAACUGGCAUGUUUGGACUUGGGCGAGUGACAUUUUCAAGAGCAUCAUGUCUGGAUCUGAAGAAUACAGUAGGCCCACUAAUAUGUAAAAUUAUAUACAUGACAGGCUGAAAGGGAAAAAUUCUAACAUCAUGAGAAUUUCAAUGAUUUCAUGUUCUUAGCAACAAAAAAUCCACCACACAAACCAAAUUGUGGUUGGCACCAAUUUAAUGUGUGAUUAUAUAUAUAUAAUUUUUUUUUUUUUUUUUUUUACCUUGGUUUUGUUCAUGGUUUUCGAAGAUGAGGGCACACCAUGUAACCUGUCCGUGUAUACAUUUUUCUAAUUUGGGUGCACAGUAA
This is a messenger RNA of Myxocyprinus asiaticus (Chinese sucker), 1479 nucleotides long. RefSeq names its product opsin 8, group member a (gene opn8a). The transcript is spliced from 4 exons. Bases 1 to 1026 code for a protein of 341 amino acids. Gene Ontology annotation, molecular function: G protein-coupled receptor activity. The record is from RefSeq and is a predicted model, not a curated record. Lineage: Eukaryota; Metazoa; Chordata; Actinopteri; Cypriniformes; Catostomidae. Gene Ontology annotation, biological process: G protein-coupled receptor signaling pathway. Gene Ontology annotation, cellular component: membrane.